AAUCCGAGAAAACCGUUGCUAACCCGUUCGCGGAUAUUCUGUUCCGUCGGUUCCGUCGCGAAAAUCGUGUUAAAAUGGCCCAAUUUGUUGAUUUUUCAGAUUAAUUUGUGUGUUAAAUUUAGCUAAGAUUAUAAUUCCUUCCCAAAAUGGACAUCGACACGCUGCACGCCGACCUGCGCAAGCGAUUGGACAUCCUUGGGUUCAAUCACCCACUUCCGCUCGGUGCCAUCGGAAUCGUGUCCGCAAUUCUGUCCGAUUUAAUCAAAACAUCAGAGAAGCUAAAAUCCUCCAAGCAGCAGAUCGAGCAACUUAUGCAGGAAAAAGUGGCCUGGGAGCUCGGCGUGGAACCGUACAAGUGUGACAACUCGCGCCUCCUGUCCGAAGUGAACGGCCUGCAUCUGGAGCUGGUUAAGCAGCGGGACAAGUUCGUGCUCGCCAACACCGAGCUCAAGUGUCGCGUGCGCGUGCUUCAAACGGACAAAAAACAGCUCGACGAGCGAUGUUUGCAGGCCGAGGCAAAGAUUCGGGAACUGCUGCACUCGGCGGACAGUAAAUCGCGCAAGAAUGGUGUAAACAUGCAGCGGAAACCGUUUGUGUCGACCGUAAGGGCAGGGUACUAUCAGCCGCCCAAGUGUUGCGACGCCCAGGCCCAGGACAGCAAGUGUCACUGUCCGUGCAAUCAGCCGCGGAAGACGGACGUGCUGCACGAGAUUGAGCGACUGCAGGCGGAAACCAAGAACCAGGAGGAGGUCAUCGACGCGUACAAGAAGCAGAUCGAGUACCGGGAUCGCGAGAUCCAGCGCCUGGGCGCCCUAUUUGCCGGGGGUCGUCCCGCAGCGGCGCUGGCCAAGGACUGCUGCUACCGGAGUGUCAACUCGCUGAACGAGGACGUUGGCAAGCUGCAGGAGGAAAAGCUGGCCAUGCAGAACAAACUGUCGGAGGCGAUGGCCAGCCAGGAGAGCGCGAGCAAAAAGCUCCAAAAACUGUCCGAACGCAACCGUCAGCUGGAGCACGAGCUGAAGGAAAUUGAAAACGUGGCGCUGAGUGUGGAGUCGGAGGCGAAUCUGAACAUUCUGGACAAGGAGCGGGUCAACUCGGACUUGCAGAUCCGGCUUCAGCAGUCCAGCAUGAGGAUUAAAGAGCUGGAGACGAUACUGGAGGUUAAGAGUUCUGGGGGUUUUACACCGAUCAGUUCGUCGGCUUCGGCGUGCUCGCUGGAUUCGACGCUGCAGAACGCGUUGAAGCAAGCGAACGAGGAGAAGCGUGCCCUGUACAAGCAGCUGAACGAGCUGAAGCAGCGGGAACAUGCGUUGCUGUGUGACUACGAAAAGGUUAAGGCAAAGUACUCCAAGUUGAAGGUUAAAUUGUCGAGCCAGAUUGCGUUUGGGGCUGAAAAUGUUGUUGGUGAGGGUGCGGAUUUGGGUGAGAUGAAACAGAAGCUGGCGGGCUUGGAGGGUCGCUUGAGGGAGGUUCAGGAAGAACGUGAUCGCUGCUGUGGAGAGUCGAAACGUCUACGUGAUAGCAUAGCCAAGUUGAGGGGUGAAAAUACGGAGAAGGACUUGCGAAUCACACAGUUGGAAAGUGAGUUGUGUCUGCACAAGAAGGCAAGUACGAGUUCGAACACAGGACGGUUGCGAACGGCGGAUUCUACGGGGUCUGGACAGACGUCGCUUUCGGUGCAGGCCGCGUUCCACCGGGUCGAGCGAGAGCGUGACGCAGCUAAGCGGGAAGCUCAGCAGUUGGAGAUUGAGCGUGACUCGUUGAGGAACAAACUCAAGUUGGCUACCAAAAGCCAGAUCGACGAGCAGGCCAAGCACGAGGAGACGAUCAUCGGGUACAGCGGUCAGAUUGCGAAGCUUGAGGCGGAGAAGCGCGAUCUGCUGUGCGGUCAGAGUUCGUCCCAAACGACGGUGCAUCUUUUGCGCGAGGAGAACCGAGACCUGCAGGAGCGGCUGAAGGACGUCGAGAGUCACUUUAGCAAGUUGCGGGUGGCGCACUCGCAGCUGAAGAUUCUGCAGGAGCAAACGGAACGGGCGCUGACGCAGCACCAGGACCGCCUGAUGUGCUACGAAAGCCAGCUGGGCAGUGCCGAGGCCAAGCUGAACCAGGUCGACGGAACGAUCGAUUGCGCCAACAAGGACAUUGGCAAGCUGCGCGGCGAUGUCUGCGUGCUGAAGGCUUCGAAUGCGGCGCUGCAGCGCGAGAAGGACAAAUUGUUGAUCGAACUGGACAAAAAAACGGAGAAGCUGUUCACGGUGGAGACCGAGCUGGGCAACCUGAAGGCGAGCAAAUCCGGCAUGAGGGACACCAUCGAUCGGCUUCAACGAAAACUCGAAAACGCUAGCACAGACAACAUCCAAAAAGAAAGCACCCUGCGCAGUGUGUCCACCGAGACCGACACGCUGAGAAAACAGGUGGCGACACUGAAGUGUUCGCACGACAACGCCGUUGCAGAGAACGGCCGCCUGUCGAACGACCUGAGUGACGCCGGGUCGGAGCUGACGCUAACGAAACGGAAGCUCGCCGACUGCCAGCAGGAGGUGGAACGGAUGAAGUCCCAAUUACGCGAGUACGUACAGGAGAUUCAGCGCGCCGAGGAGUUGCUGUGUGUUAAGGAACGAGAACGUGAAGAGAUGCUCGAGCACUACAAGUCACUGUCGGAGGGCGUCAACAUGCUGGAAGUUAGUAACCAAACGCUGGAAGUUGAGAGUGCUGAGGCCAAAAAGCUACUCCAGGAAGCGGAAGGUCGCAUCAACGGUCUCCAGGAGCAGGUGGGCUUGCGCCAGUCGGAAAUUAAGACAUACGAGAGGCAGAUUAACGAGCUGUCCGCAAACAUUGUUGCGCUCGAGUCGGAAGUGGACUGCCUCAAGGAGGAAAACCAACACCUGCGCGAAGACCUCGAAGCGACCAAGGACCUCUGUAACAAGCUAGACCUGCAAAAGGACAAGCUGAACGAGGAGUUGAACGAGCACUCCAACAUUCGCGAGCAGCUCAACAGGGAAAAUGCCACCCUGAAGCGACAGUUGACGCUGGCGACCACCGGGGACAAGGCGGCCGUGGACGGUUUGCAGGAGCUGUUGGCCGCCAGCAGGUCCGAGGUUGAGCAGCAGCGAAUCGUGACGAGCCAGCUGAACCAGCAGGUGAAGUCAUUGAAGGAGCAGGUUUCGGAUCUCAGCCGGAAGUUGGAGCAGGAACGUGAUCGCGCCACGCGGAGCGAAGUCACCGCGAACGAGUACAGCGUUCAGCUGCAGGAACUGCGCCGCAUGAUUACGGACGAUCGGUUUGCGCAGGUGCAGUCGAGAGAGGAGGACGAUUACAACAGGUAUUCCACUUUUUAGUAAUUUAAGCGACAAUCUCGAGCGGUUGCACUGCCACUUUUAUUCCAUUUUACUACGAUUAAU
Messenger RNA from Culex pipiens pallens (northern house mosquito), 3401 nucleotides. RefSeq names its product centrosomal protein of 135 kDa (gene Cep135). NCBI's taxonomy places the organism in Eukaryota, Metazoa, Arthropoda, Insecta, Diptera, Culicidae. The record is from RefSeq and is a predicted model, not a curated record. The transcript is spliced from 8 exons. Bases 147 to 3338 code for a protein of 1063 amino acids.